Pogoniulus pusillus (Red-fronted tinkerbird) is the source of this 1913-nucleotide messenger RNA. RefSeq names its product G protein subunit alpha transducin 2 (gene GNAT2). Bases 1 to 1065 code for a protein of 354 amino acids. Gene Ontology annotation, cellular component: heterotrimeric G-protein complex; photoreceptor inner segment; photoreceptor outer segment. The transcript is spliced from 9 exons. Gene Ontology annotation, molecular function: G protein-coupled receptor binding; GTPase activity; G-protein beta/gamma-subunit complex binding. NCBI's taxonomy places the organism in Eukaryota, Metazoa, Chordata, Aves, Piciformes, Lybiidae. Gene Ontology annotation, biological process: adenylate cyclase-modulating G protein-coupled receptor signaling pathway; detection of chemical stimulus involved in sensory perception of bitter taste. The record is from RefSeq and is a predicted model, not a curated record.
AUGGGGAGCGGGGCCAGCGCCGAGGACAAGGAGAUGGCCAAGAGGUCCAAGGAGCUGGAGAAGAAGCUCCAAGAGGACGCCGAUAAGGAGGCCAAGACGGUCAAGCUGCUUCUGCUCGGGGCUGGAGAGUCAGGCAAGAGCACCAUCGUGAAGCAGAUGAAGAUCAUCCACCAGGACGGGUACACCCCCGAGGAGUGCAUGGAGUUCAAGGCCAUCAUCUACGGCAACAUCCUGCAGUCCAUCCUGGCCAUCAUCCGAGCCAUGUCCACGCUGGGCAUCGACUACGCCGAGUCCUCCCGCGCGGACGAUGGGCGGCAGCUCUUCAACCUGGCCGACUCCAUCGAGGAGGGCACCAUGCCCCCGGAGCUGGUGGACUGCAUCCAGAAGCUGUGGAAGGAUGCAGGGGUCCAGGCUUGCUUCGACCGCGCUGCCGAGUACCAGCUCAAUGACUCAGCUGCAUACUACCUGAACCAGCUGGACAGGAUCACUGCCCCUGGGUACCUGCCCAACGAGCAGGAUGUGCUGCGCUCCCGAGUCAAGACCACAGGCAUCAUCGAGACCAAGUUCUCUGUCAAGGACCUGAACUUCAGGAUGUUCGACGUGGGCGGGCAGCGGUCGGAGCGCAAGAAGUGGAUCCACUGCUUCGAGGGCGUGACCUGCAUCAUCUUCUGCGGGGCGCUGAGCGCCUACGACAUGGUGCUGGUGGAGGACGAUGAAGUGAACCGCAUGCACGAGUCCCUGCACCUCUUCAACAGCAUAUGCAACCACAAGUUCUUCGCAGCCACCUCCAUCAUCCUCUUCCUCAACAAGAAGGACCUUUUCGAGGAGAAGAUCAAGAAGGUUCACCUCAGCAUCUGCUUCCCAGAGUACGAUGGUCCCAACACGUUCGAGGACGCAGGGAACUACAUCAAGACUCAGUUCCUGGACCUGAACAUGCGGAAGGAUGUGAAGGAGAUCUACAGCCACAUGACCUGUGCCACAGACACCCAGAACGUCAAGUUCGUCUUCGACGCCGUCACCGAUGUCAUCAUCAAGGAGAACCUGAAGGACUGUGGCCUCUUCUGAGCGCCCCCUGCCAGAAGAGGAGAGGACUUCCCUGCCCUGCAGCCGUUCUGCUGAGCAGAGCCAAGGGAGCAGCAGCAGACCCCAAGGCCCAGACCCUACUUUUUCUACGACCUGCCCGACCAAGGCCCCCCCCGAGCCCGGGGGGGCUGAUGCUGAACCUUCCUCGUCCCUUCCGUGGCCACUUCCUCUUUUCUCUCGGGUGUGUUUUAGAGCAGAGAGCUCCUGGAGCCUGGCCAAGGAGAGCUGCAGAGGGCAGGCAGCAGCAGCCCCCCCCGGGCCUGCCAGGGAGAGAGCCCCAGAAGUGCCCACACAUUGGAGCCAUCCUCCACCCACCCUGCCCCGGGUGGGCAGCACUGCGGGGCCAGGCUCUGCCCCCUGGUGCCCCCUCCCCGGCAAAGCUCAAUCCAUCAGAGCAGGAGGUUUGGAGGGGGGGGGAAGAGGCACAGAACCCUACAGGGACCUCAAAGCUCAUCCAGCUCCAGCCCCUGCCCAGGGACACCUGCACCAGCCCAGGCUGCUCAAGGCCUCAUCCAGCCUGGCCUUGGCCACCUCCAGGGAGGGGGGAGGAGGCAGCCACAGCCCCCCCCGGGCAGCCUGUGCCAGGCUCUCCCUACCCUCACUGCUCUCAGGUCAGGAGGCCCAAAGAGCUCUCAGCUCCUGCCCCACUGCUGCAGCUCCCUGGGGCAGCAGCUCCACAGACUGGGCUGGAAGGGACCUUAGAGACAAUCCAGCUCCAGCCCUGCCCUGGGCACAGCUUGCUCCGGGCACACUGCCAGGGAUGAGGCUUCCACAGCCUCCCCGGGCAGCCCUCGCCAGUGCCUCCCCUCCCUGGCGACCAACCAGGCCCU